AAACCGGGUGCAACAGAGCGGCGUUAAAGGAUUACACCAAAUUCAGAACUAACCCCUCCUCCCCAAUUACUCACACAAGACUUCGCUUUGCACAAGAGUAACUUACUAAAAACAACAAGCCAUCAAGUCUGCAGCUUUUUGCAUCGAGAUCAGACAUUGUAAAAAAAUAACCUGUAUUUUUUUUCCUCUGUGAUCAAGCCUUUGUACAUCUUGAUGCGAGCUAUUUAAAAGGAGCGGGGUACCUUCCCCACUAAACAAAAAGUUGCAAGUGACGUGAUUUUUUUUAUUUUCUUAUUUUUUUUAAAGACCAGUCCUGUGGUCUGACCUCGCUUUUGUUUCUGUUGCUGAGAGAGAGAGCGAGAGAGAUUUGGGCAUAUCCGCGUAUAAAUGCAUGGCUUAAGUCUCCGGCUUAUGGAAGUUCUGAGUUCGAAGUCUGAGCAAGACACGUGUAAUUUCCGCCGCUCAGCGAUGCUUUUCCACGGAAUCUCGGGGGGUGAGAUGCAGGGAGUUAUAGAGGAGAUGGAAAGACGGUCGAAGAUGGAGCCAGCCAACAGUGCGGGGAUAGAGAUGGGGGAAAAAGAAACGACUAUGCCGUCUCUUAGCGGCGACCGGCCCGCUCUCUGCGCCGGCUGCGGGGGCAAGAUCUCCGAUCGCUACUACCUCCUCGCCGUGGACAAGCAGUGGCAUAUGCGCUGCCUGAAGUGCUGCGAGUGUAAGCUGGCCCUGGAGUCCGAGCUGACCUGCUUCGCCAAGGACGGCAGCAUCUACUGCAAGGAAGAUUAUUACAGGAGAUUCUCCGUACAAAGGUGCGCCAGAUGUCACCUGGGGAUCUCAGCGUCGGAGAUGGUGAUGAGAGCCAGGGAUUUGGUCUAUCAUUUGAACUGUUUCAUAUGUACCACCUGCAACAAAAUGCUGGCGACCGGAGAUCACUUCGGCAUGAAGGACAGUCUGGUGUACUGCAGGGUGCACUUCGAGACACUGAUUCAGGGCGAUUUUCAGGCGCACUUCAACCACGCGGACGUGGGCUCCAAGAGCGGCGGCACUCUGGGGUUACCCUUCUACAACGGCAUGAACACGGUGCAGAAGGGUCGGCCUCGCAAGAGGAAGAGCCCGGGGCCUGGAGCUGACCUGGCGGCUUACAACGCAGCAUUGAGUUGUAAUGAAAAUGCUGGUGACCACAUGGAGAGGGAGCAGCAGUAUCCUCCCGCCCAGAAGACAAAACGCAUGCGGACUUCCUUUAAGCAUCAUCAGCUGAGAACCAUGAAAUCUUACUUCGCCAUUAACCACAAUCCCGAUGCAAAGGACCUGAAGCAACUAGCACAGAAGACCGGUCUUACAAAGCGAGUUCUGCAGGUUUGGUUCCAAAACGCACGAGCAAAGUUCAGGAGGAAUCUGUUACGGCAAGAAAAUGCAGGGGUUGAUAAAGCAUCUGACGGCACUUCGCUUCAAGCAGGAACGCCGUCUGGUCCAGCGUCAGAAAUUUCCAACGCCUCUCUAAGUCCUUCAAGCACCUCCACUACUUUAACUGACUUAACUAAUCCUUCUAUGCCAACCGUGACGUCGGUGCUGACGUCAGUGCCUGGUAACCUCGAAGCUCACGACUCCCGAAGUCCCACACAAACUACACUAACAAACCUUUUCUGAGAACACUCUUUUACACGAUUCCCACGAAGAGGAAAUUCCUAGUUUAAUUAUAACUGUAUUUUUAAUAGAUACUUUGUACAACUGACUAAUAGCACUAUGGAUCUAUACUGAAAACUGAUUCAAAUCUGGGAAAAAAAAGUUUACAGUCGGCUGCGGAGAAGCUUUGGAGAGUUAAGAUGGAUCCCCUAUUGUGUAACUGUACAAUUCUGUGGACUGAACAUGCAAUGAAUUCAAAAUCUGAACCAUUAAAUAAAGUUGGCUAGGAAUUACGUGUAGUUCUAAGUUUUCAAAGACUGUCAUGUGCCUUAAUACACUGUCUUGUAAACACACAAUGGACUGCAUCUGCGUUCAAUUCAGAUUUAUGAGGUCGGCUCUUUAACACUUGUCUUUCUGGUGCACUGGAAGCUCAGAAACCUUUCAGAAUGUCACAGUGGAAGGUCAGUUUCAAUAAAGUUGUGCUAACGUUGUAAAAC
Messenger RNA from Mobula hypostoma (lesser devil ray), 2117 nucleotides. RefSeq names its product LIM/homeobox protein Lhx2. Gene Ontology annotation, molecular function: DNA-binding transcription factor activity, RNA polymerase II-specific; RNA polymerase II transcription regulatory region sequence-specific DNA binding. The record is from RefSeq and is a predicted model, not a curated record. Gene Ontology annotation, biological process: regulation of transcription by RNA polymerase II; neuron differentiation. The transcript has 5 exons. Lineage: Eukaryota; Metazoa; Chordata; Chondrichthyes; Myliobatiformes; Myliobatidae. Gene Ontology annotation, cellular component: nucleus. The coding region runs from base 388 to 1644 and encodes 418 amino acids.